Messenger RNA from Racocetra fulgida, 122 nucleotides. NCBI's taxonomy places the organism in Eukaryota, Fungi, Glomeromycota, Glomeromycetes, Diversisporales, Gigasporaceae. The record is from the annotation of a GenBank genome assembly.
AGAGUUAUUUGUAUAAUAAUAUUACUUCAAAAGACCUUGAAACUCGGACCAAAUCUUGGACCAAAUCUCUCCACGCUUCUUUUUGUCUACCAAUUCAAGAUUCUAAAGGUCUUUGGAUUGAA